Messenger RNA from Pyricularia pennisetigena, 1140 nucleotides. RefSeq lists its product as uncharacterized. The record is from RefSeq and is a predicted model, not a curated record. NCBI's taxonomy places the organism in Eukaryota, Fungi, Ascomycota, Sordariomycetes, Magnaporthales, Pyriculariaceae. Gene Ontology annotation, cellular component: mitochondrion. The transcript has a single exon. Gene Ontology annotation, molecular function: oxidoreductase activity. Bases 1 to 1140 code for a protein of 379 amino acids.
AUGGCAACCACCGACGACAACACCACUCUACCCUCAACCAUGAAGGCCGUCGUGCUCACUGGCGUCAACCAACCCCUUGAGCUGCGCACCGUUCCCGUCCCGCAAGCGACACCAGGCAGCGUCGUGGUCAAGGUGAUCUGCAUAUCCAACGACCGAGGCAUCCAGGACGCGGCGCUCGGCAACUCCCCAUUCACCUUCCCCACGCCCAUGAUCCCGUCGUCGCGCGCCGUCGGGCGCGUGGCCCAGCUCGGGCCCGACACCACCAGCCUGGCGGUGGGGCAGCUCGUGCUGCUCGAGCCGCACGUCCGCGCCCGCGACGACCCAAACGUCCAGAUCCUCUGGGGCCUGUGGGACGGGCCCUCGGCGCAGAGCAAGAAGUUUGCCCGCGACAACUGGACCGACGCCUGCCUGGCAGAGUACGUGCGCGCGCCGCUCGAGAACGUCCACGCGCUCGACGAGGCCAGGCUCUGCGGCCGCCUGGGCUACUCGGCCGAGGACCUCGUCCACCUCGCGACGCUCGCCAUCCUCUACGGCGGGCUGGCGUCGGUCGGGCUGCGCGCCGGCGAGACCGUUCUCGUCGCCCCGGCCACGGGCUACUUUAGCGGCGCCGCGGUCCCCGUCGCGCUGGCCAUGGGCGCCGGCACCGUCGUGGCCGUGGGCCGCAACGCCGCGGCGCUGCAGAGGCUGCAGGCGAAAUUCGGCGCCGACCGCGUGCGCAUCGUGGCGACGACGGGCGACGUCGACGCCGACGCCGCCGCCAUGCAGAGGGAGGCCGGCGGUCCCGUGGACGUCUACAUCGACGUGUCGCCGCCGGCCGCCACGGGUUCCGGCCACAUGCGCAGCGGAUUCAAGACGCUGGGCGCGGGCGCGCGCGCGGUGCUGAUGGGGUUCGUGCCCGACGACGUGCCCCUGUCGUACACCGAGGCCAUGUUCAAGAACCUGACCGUCAAGGGCAAGUACAUGUACGAGCGGGAGGACGUGCGGGGCCUGAUCAAGAUGGCCGAGUCGGGCGUGCUGAAGCUGGGGAGGCACGCCGGCGUUGAGAUCAUUGGGAGGUACAAGCUUGAGGAGUACGAGGCCAUGCUCCAUGCGACAUCCGAGAAUGGGGACGGGUCCAAGUUGAUCGUGACGAUUCCCUAA